AUGCGCAUGUAUGGCUUCUGUCUCCCACGUCAAGUUCAUGGAUGUGUCCUAUGUGAGAAUUCCAAUGUACCAGCCACACAAAAGCUCACUGGAGCAGCGGGACACAGUCACAAGAAGCACCCAUGUAACUACUGCUUUGUUCUUCUCGUUGACAUCAAUGCAGACACUGCUUAUGACAUCGAAAAUUUUCACUUACGCAGUGAUGAAGAGCAGUUGCAUCAUGCAAAUUGCUCCAAUACUGCCCGUACAGAAGUUGCUUGUAAGACUAUCCUGGACGAGCACGGGGUUCAAUAUUCAGUGAUGAAUGAAGUCCCUGGAUGGAUGCCAAUGUGA
This is a messenger RNA of Suillus paluster, 333 nucleotides long. RefSeq lists its product as uncharacterized. NCBI's taxonomy places the organism in Eukaryota, Fungi, Basidiomycota, Agaricomycetes, Boletales, Suillaceae. The coding region runs from base 1 to 333 and encodes 110 amino acids. The record is from RefSeq and is a predicted model, not a curated record. The transcript is spliced from 2 exons.